AUGCUGGAUAUGUUUCAACUUUUUCCAAUAGUAUUUAUCGCCCUUACCAGUUAUGUGCUUCGUCUAAUUAGUAUCUUACCAUUUUUCCAAAACAGAACGGAUAUUAUGGAUAAUAUAUCACAAGAUAAUGAACGUUCACCACUCCAUAUUUCUGUGUUUCUAGGAUCUGGCGGUCAUGCAGGGGAAAUGUUUAGAAUCCUGGAAAAUUAUAGAGAGUUUCUUCUUCAGAAAGAAAAUGUAUUAUAUAUUGGCUAUUCAGAUGAAGAAUCACGUAUUAGAUUUGAAAAAACCGUUCGUUCUCAGUGUAAAGUAACAUAUUACAAGUUCCUGAAAGCCAGAGAAGUCAAUGCAGGGUUCAAAAAUAGUUUUUUGGGAAUCAUAAAAACAUUACUGUUUUCCCUUUUCAACGUCAUCCAUAUAAGAUAUUGUAUGUUAUGGAAAAGACACCUUGUUUUAUUAAAUGGCCCAGGUACAUGCUGCAUUUUAGUCUUAUGGUUCAAGGUUAUCGAACUACUAUUCCCUAUUUCUUCUUCUAAUGUUGUUUAUAUUGAAUCUUUGGCGAGAAUAACAACAUUAAGUCUAACUGGCCGUAUAGUGUAUUGGUUAGCAGAUGAAUUUAUUGUACAAUGGGAAGACUUGAAAAGUCAUCAAGCACCGCGUGCAAGAUAUUUUGGAAUUCUAACUUAA
This is a messenger RNA of Naumovozyma dairenensis CBS 421, 687 nucleotides long. It is a transcript of the gene ALG14, whose product is annotated as N-acetylglucosaminyldiphosphodolichol N-acetylglucosaminyltransferase anchoring subunit ALG14. The coding region runs from base 1 to 687 and encodes 228 amino acids. Gene Ontology annotation, biological process: dolichol-linked oligosaccharide biosynthetic process. The record is from RefSeq and is a predicted model, not a curated record. Lineage: Eukaryota; Fungi; Ascomycota; Saccharomycetes; Saccharomycetales; Saccharomycetaceae. The transcript has a single exon. Gene Ontology annotation, cellular component: UDP-N-acetylglucosamine transferase complex.